Messenger RNA from Cryptomeria japonica (Japanese cedar), 3341 nucleotides. Its product is annotated as LRR receptor-like serine/threonine-protein kinase EFR. The record is from RefSeq and is a predicted model, not a curated record. The transcript has 2 exons. Gene Ontology annotation, molecular function: protein binding. The coding region runs from base 74 to 1708 and encodes 544 amino acids. NCBI's taxonomy places the organism in Eukaryota, Viridiplantae, Streptophyta, Pinopsida, Cupressales, Cupressaceae.
GUCACAGAUUAUGAACCCAAUAAUUAGCGACAGAUUACGCACUCCGUGUAUUUUAUUUAUAUGAGAACUUCUUAUGACAAAUUUUAUGAGAACUUCCUUUGCUACUCUAACAAUGAAGAUCAUGAUGAUGCUUCCUCUGCUACUCUUUUUCUCUCUCUCUGCGCUGCCUCCUCACAUGGCAGAGUCUUCCAAUCAUUCUGAUGAAGAAGCUCUCAUGGCUUUCAAAGCUGCUAUCUCUCUCGAUCCAUAUAAUUCCUUACUCCAUUGGAAUCCCAAUCACACCUUCUGUAAUUGGACUGGCAUUACCUGCUCUUCUCGUCGACAGCGUGUGGUUUCCUUGAAUCUCAGUGGUAUGGGAUUACUUGGCCCCAUCUCUCCCUUUCUCGGAAAUCUUUCCUUCCUUAGAGUACUUGCUCUCCACAAUAAUAGCUUUCACGGCCAUAUUCCAUAUCAGCUUGGAAGGCUAUUUCGCUUGAGAAGGCUUCGGUUGUCUUUUAACAAUUUAAGUGGAAGCAUUCCACCUGAAUUUAGUCAUCUUUCAAAUUUAGAAGCCCUAGGAUUAGGAAGAAACGAAUUGACAGGUAUUAUCCCACCUUUCUUAGGAAACAUGUCCUUUUUGAAUAUCCUUAGUUUGUCCGAAAAUGCACUCCAAGGUGGUAUUCCUGCCGAGUUGGGUAUGCUUAGUCAGCUAAAAAGGCUUGAUCUUUGCAUGAAUAACUUAACAGGGUUGAUCCCCGUUGCCCUUUCAAAUUGCACUCGUCUCCAAACUUUGGAGCUCUGUGAUAUCAACUUAAACGGCCCAAUUCCAUGGGAGUUUGGAAGGCUGUCAGAGCUGCAAGAAGUGGUUUUGUGGAAAAGUCAACUCAGUGGAGAAAUACCCCGCUCAGUGGGGAAUUGGACUCACCUGGAAGAGCUGGAUUUGGGGAGGAACCAACUGAGCGGCACAGUGCCCCUGGAAUUUGGUAAGUGGAAGCAGCUGAGAUGGUUUAACUUGUGGGGAAAUAAUUUUGUAAGUGGAAGCAGCGGUCUGCCUAUUCUAACAGCGCUAACUAAUUGCUCCAGCUUGGAACACCUUGUUUUGGGAGAUAAUCAUCUCACUGGCGUCUUGCCCACUUCAGUUGGUCGCCUUUCAAAUUCACUCUCUUUUUUAUCUUUGGCCUCAAAUGAAAUUGGGGGAAACAUACCAAAUGAGAUUGGUAACCUAACAAACCUGGCAACAUUAGAUCUAAGUGAAAACCGAUUCAAUGGGGCCAUUCCAUCUGCACUCGGCAAACUUCCAAAUCUGGAAAGAUUAUAUCUGAAGUCAAACAAUUUGCAGGGAAGAAUUCCAAAAAGUUUUGGCCAAUCAAAAAGGCUUGGAUAUUUGACACUGAGUAAGAAUAUGCUUUCAGGACAAAUUCCAGAUAGUCUAGGCGAGCUUCCACAAUUAAGAGACCUUUUUCUUUAUCGCAAUCAACUAUCAGGCAAUAUACCUGCCAGUUUAGGGAAAUGUAAGACAUUGGAGACGGUGGACUUUUCCCACAACAAACUAACAGGAAACAUACCUCCUGAAGUUGCAGGUCUGCAAAAUCUCCAGUUUUAUUUCAAUGUUUCCAACAAUUUCUUGCAAGGUUCUAUUUUGGAAAUAAGUAAAAUGGUUAUGGUUUUAGCUAUAGAUCUUUCUCAAAACAAUUUCUCGGGUGUCAUUCCUAGUGCACUAGCAAGCUGAAAGGGUUUGGAAUAUCUAAAUCUUUCUUGGAAUGCAUUUGAGGGGCCAAUCCCUGCAUCACUAGCAGAUCUGCAAAAUCUGCAGUACAUGGAUCUUUCUCGCAAUAAUUUGUCAGGUAUGAUACCGGUGACUUUCAAAAAGAUGAAAAUGCUUCAACAUCUCAAUCUCUCUUCAAACAAGUUGACUGGAGAGGUCCCAAAGGAAGGAGCUUUCGCAACACUCGAUGCCUCAGAAGUUAUGGGAAAUCUUGGCCUCUGUGGUGGAUGGAUAAACUUGCCACCGUGCUCUCAUUCCAAUCACAAACAGCCAUUAGUCUCCAAAAAGGUGAUUAUUCCUGUCAUAGUAGGCAUUGCAAUUUUGAUCAUGUCUCUUCUAUUGGUAGCAUUUUCUUAUAUAUUAUGUAGACAUUCCAGUACCCCUGCUCUCAAUGUAUGGCCUCCAAAAAUUUCAUAUGAAGAACUUGUAGAUGCAACUGGUGGGUUUAGUGACGAAAAUCUUUUAGGAAUUGGUAGUUUUGGGUCAGUUUAUAAAGGAAUUCUAAAGAAUGGUACAAAUAUUGCUGUUAAAGUUAUCAAGUUGCAAGAUCAACAUGCUCACCAAAGUUUUAGCAGAGAAUGCAAUGUAUUAAAGAGAGUUCGACAUCGCAAUGUAAUAAAAAUAAUUUCAGCAUGCUCCAAUCUUGAUUUCAAAGCCUUAAUUCUUCCAUUCAUGUCAAAUGGAAGUUUAGAGAGAUGGUUGUAUCAUUCAGAAGGCGGUAGAUGGAGAUUAAAUUUGAGUGAUCGAAUAAGGAUAGCAAUGGAGAUAGCAGAAGGAAUGACAUAUCUUCACCAUUAUUGCUUUGUUCAAGUGAUUCACUGCGACCUCAAGCCCAAUAAUGUCCUGUUAGGAGAUGACAUGACUUCAUACAUCGCAGAUUUUGGCCUUUCCAAUAUUAUUUUCGGCAAUUCCGUGGAUUCUUUGACUUCUACAGAUGCACUUAAAGGAUCUGUUGGCUACAUUGCACCAGAAUAUGGAAUAGGUGGAAAGCUUACUACAAAAGGAGAUGUAUAUAGUUAUGGAAUUUUAAUUCUAGAGUUAUUGACAAGGAGGAGACCAACAGAUGAUAUGUUCACUGAAGGAAUCAAUCUACAAAAAUGGAUAGAAAUGCAUUUUCCAAAUAGAAUCUCAGAUGUGGUGGAUAAUUGUUUGCUUAUAGAUGCUCAUGAAUCGGGGACAUCAAUGGUAAUAGAAUGCCUUACUCAAUUUAUACAAAUUGGGCUCUUUUGCACAAGGGAGUCACCUCAAGAGCGACCUGAUAUGACUGAGAUAGUUGAUAGAUUAAAUACAAUUAGAGGUGCAUUUCUUGGUACACCUAAAACUCCUCAAUUACCAAUAGACAUCUCACCUUUUCUUGACAAUACAAGAGGUAUAAAUAUGACUGGUUCAGGGAACAAUGAAGGUUCAUCUACAUCUACUUUCUAGGUCUACAUAAAUAUUGUUGUUUUGUUUGCUAGCCAACUAGAUAAUAAUAAUGUCCAUGUAUUAUAUUUUUUAGUUCAUUAUAUAUAGUGAGGAGAUGAAAUAAUGUUUAGAUUGUGAUAUUUAUAGUGUAUAGAAUAUUGUGACAUUAUUUAUGAAACAUUUGAAAUUGUGA